Messenger RNA from Aspergillus uvarum CBS 121591, 885 nucleotides. RefSeq names its product nucleotide-diphospho-sugar transferase. Bases 1 to 885 code for a protein of 294 amino acids. Gene Ontology annotation, molecular function: glycosyltransferase activity. Lineage: Eukaryota; Fungi; Ascomycota; Eurotiomycetes; Eurotiales; Aspergillaceae. The record is from RefSeq and is a predicted model, not a curated record. The transcript has 7 exons.
AUGUUACUUUCGUCCCGGCAUCUUUGUCUACUCUUCAGUGCGACCCUCUCUCGAAGAGAUAUCGACUGGUCACGGUUUGCCUACGUGCAAUAUGCCACCAACACCGCCUAUCUUUGCAACUCGGUGAUGAUGUUCGAAAGACUUCAUCAGUUGCAAAGCCAACCAGAUCGCGUCUUGAUGUAUCCUUCGUGCCUCGAUCCCGAGAUGGACUCCAUUGAAGGUGAAUUGCUGCGCAAGAUGCAGGCGCAUUACCGCGCGCGGCUGGUUCCGAUUGACGUGCAGAGUCGAAUCAGUAGUGAUGUGACAUGGGCAGAGAGCUCUACCAAGCUUCUGGCUUUCAACCAAACCCAGUACGCGCGUGUGCUGAGUCUAGACUCCGAUGGGACGAUCUUGCAGGCCAUGGAUGAAUUGUUUUUGCUUCCCCCGGCCCCAGUGGCAAUGCCCCGCGCGUACUGGCUCGGGUUCGAGCAUCGCCUGCUCACCUCCGCGGAGCGGAUCCAAGGGGCUGGACAAUCCGACUACGACAUGGAGAUCCUGAACGAUCUGUACAAGGACCGUGCGAUGGUCCUUCCUCACCGUCCCUAUAUCCUCUUGACCGGCGAAUUUCGUGCCCGACUUCACACGAACUAUCUCGGCGGCCAUCCGCACACCAGCUGGAACCCUGACUUGGUCUUGUCAGAGGCCAAAUUCCGGCAUUUCUCGGAUUGGCCGGUCUCCAAGCCUUGGCUGAAGACCCCGGAUACGGUCAUGGACCAAGAACAACCGGCCUGUAAUAAUGCGACCCAGACGGGGAGGCCAGAUUGUCGCUCUCGUGAGCUCUGGCUAGGCUUUUACCAGGACUUUGCCCAGCGUCGACAGAGGCUCUGUAGAUUGAAUGUACACUGA